UUAAAGCAUCACUACCUUAUAUAUAUCUUAACUGUCCUCUCUCCAUAUCUUCCAUUAAAAAGGAGAAGAAAAAAAGAAAAAAAAAGGUCCCCUCACUUCAUAUGUAUGUAUAUAUAUAAGUCCACUGUUUUAGCCAUGUGAAAGUAGAAAACACAAGUUCAUUCAGAGACAAAAUGCCAACAAAACUAAAGAAGUCCCUUCAAGAAUACCUCUCCAAGGUAAAAAAUCCUAAAAACCCUUCUAGGAAAUGGAUAUUAUCAGGCUGCAAACACCCUAAGACUCCCUCUUUUGCCUUUGAUCGUAGCCGGGACAAUGAUGAUCAUGAUCAUCGAGAUGGUCCAGCUGCCACCCUCUCCGAUAUUGAUCGCUUCCUCUUAGAGAAUUUUAAGUCUCUCUAUAUCAAAAAUGAUGAUGAAGAUCAUAAUAGCCAUCAGAAGAACAAAGUUGAAGGACACAGAGAGGAUGGACAAGAAUCGGAAGAUUAUCGCCACCAAGUUCCAAGUCCUGCAGGAGGGAUUUUAUUCGAUUCCCCGAGGUUCGUCGAGCCGCCACCUCAUCUUUGUGGGUCCCACAGGUUCUUCGUGGCAGCCGCUUCGUCCAGCUCACUCAUCGAAGAGGCCCGAUUGAGCCUGACCACUACAACUAUUACCACCACCUCCACCUCCGAUGAAGGGGGAUCGAGAUCGACUUCAACAAGAAGUUCUAGCAAUAUCAAUACUGAUUAUAUAAAGAACGUUAACACCAAAUUCUCUGAUGACUACAUCGCGGUAAAGACGUAUUCAAGGAGUCCUUCUAACGAUUUCAGGCGGUCAAUGCAAGAAAUGGUGGAAGCAAGAUUGCAAGAAGAUGGAAAGGUAAAUUGGGAUUUCAUGCAAGAACUUUUAUUCUGUUACUUGAAUUUAAAUGAGAAGAAGUCACACAAGUUCAUAUUAAGUGCUUUUGUUGAUCUUAUCGUUGGUCUGCGUCAACGUUCUGAUGAUGUUCCGGCGAGACCACGGAGGAAUAGUUCUCGAAGAGAGAGGAAGAGGAAAUUGAGGAAUGUUACGUAAGGUUUUGGUUAUGAAUUUGGGUAAAAUAAAGAUUUAAAAAAACGAAAAGAAAAGAAUUGGGAAAGAAUAAGGGUUGGUAUUAAACUGCUUUUGGCCUUAUUCACUUUAGGGCUCACAUGCAUAAUGUAAUUUUUAUAUGUGGAUCAGUAAUUUUCAAGACCAAAAAUACUUUGUUUA
Messenger RNA from Ricinus communis (castor bean), 1226 nucleotides. Its product is annotated as transcription repressor OFP14. The coding region runs from base 174 to 1049 and encodes 291 amino acids. NCBI's taxonomy places the organism in Eukaryota, Viridiplantae, Streptophyta, Magnoliopsida, Malpighiales, Euphorbiaceae. Gene Ontology annotation, biological process: negative regulation of DNA-templated transcription. The transcript has a single exon. The record is from RefSeq and is a predicted model, not a curated record.